GUCCUCACAGCCCUUUCCGUUGCAAUUCUUGUAUCACUCCGGCUGCGUUCUUUUCUACUUGUCGGUCCACGUGUGGAUUUCUUAUAUUUUAGCACGAAAAUCUAAAUAAGAGUUUGGGUCAAAUGUCGUCGUCAUUCGAGCAAAUGAGAGCCAACGUGGGAAAGCUCCUACGGGGAAUUGAUAGAUACAACCCAGAGAACCUUGCUACAUUGGAGCGCUAUGUAGAAACGCAAGCCAAAGAGAAUGCAUACGACCUAGAAGCCAAUUUGGCCAUCCUCAAAUUGUACCAGUUCAACCCUGCCUAUUUCCAGGUGACAGUGACAUCUCAGAUUCUGCUCAAGGCCCUGACCAACCUACCGCACACAGACUUCACCCUGUGCAAGUGCAUGAUUGACCAGACACACCAGCAGGAGGAGCGUCCAAUAAGGCAGAUCCUGUACCUGGGAAACCUCCUAGAGACCUGCCAUUUCCAGUCCUUCUGGUCCAGCCUGGAAGAGAACAGGGAGUUCAUUGACGGCAUCACAGGGUUCGAAGACUCCGUGCGCAAGUUCAUCUGCCAUGUGGUUGGAAUCACAUACCAGAACAUUGAGCAUAGACUUCUGGCUGAGAUGCUCGGUGACCCCCUUGACACACAGGUGAAGGUGUGGAUGAGCAAGUACGGGUGGACGGAGAACGAGGAAGGACAGAUCUUCAUCUUCAACCAGGAGGAGAGCGUCAAACCCAAGAACAUUGUGGAGAAAAUUGACUUUGAGAGUGUAUCCAGCAUCAUGGCCACAUCUCAGUGAAGGACAAACACGACACACAGUACAACCAGAUAGCAGUUCAUAUGACAAACCAACUGUUUCAAAUAAAUGUAAAUUAUCCAUUCCCA
Esox lucius (northern pike) is the source of this 871-nucleotide messenger RNA. It is a transcript of the gene eif3k, whose product is annotated as eukaryotic translation initiation factor 3, subunit K. Gene Ontology annotation, molecular function: translation initiation factor activity; ribosome binding. Gene Ontology annotation, cellular component: eukaryotic translation initiation factor 3 complex; cytoplasm. The transcript has 8 exons. The record is from RefSeq and is a predicted model, not a curated record. NCBI's taxonomy places the organism in Eukaryota, Metazoa, Chordata, Actinopteri, Esociformes, Esocidae. Gene Ontology annotation, biological process: regulation of translational initiation. The coding region runs from base 123 to 785 and encodes 220 amino acids.